GUCCCUCACUUGUGUCUGGCUCUGGUGUCGGGUGAACGACGGGCUCUUCUCUCUCCGUGUCGCAGGGGAUAUCGCGGGAGUGGAGGCGCACGGGAGUCGCGGCGGGGCCCGGGGCUCUCGGUCUAGCGCUCUAUCGGGACGUCUGGCGUUGUCGCGACAUAUCGCCGCCAUGGGCUGCACGGUGAGCGCCGAGGACAAAGCGGCGGCCGAGAGAUCCAAGAACAUCGACAAAAACCUGAGGGAAGACGGAGAGAAGGCGGCGCGGGAGGUGAAGCUGCUGCUGCUGGGUGCAGGAGAAUCGGGGAAAAGCACAAUCGUCAAGCAGAUGAAGAUUAUCCACGAGGACGGUUACUCGGAGGAGGAGUGCCGGCAGUACCGGGCCGUGGUUUACAGUAACACCAUCCAGUCCAUCAUGGCCAUAAUAAAGGCGAUGGGGAACCUCAAGAUCGAUUUUGGGGACUCGGCCAGAGCGGACGAUGCCCGGCAGCUCUUUGCAUUGUCGUGCACAGCGGAGGAGCAGGGGAUAAUGCCGGAUGACCUAGCCGGAGUGAUCCGCAGACUGUGGGCGGACCAGGGCGUGCAGGUCUGCUUCAACCGCUCCCGCGAAUACCAGCUCAACGACUCCGCAGCCUACUAUCUGAAUGAUCUGGAGCGGAUCGCCCGGUCGGACUACGUGCCCACGCAGCAGGACGUCUUGAGGACGAGAGUAAAAACCACGGGGAUUGUGGAGACGCAUUUCACCUUCAAAGAUCUCCAUUUCAAGAUGUUUGAUGUCGGUGGACAGCGGUCUGAGCGGAAGAAAUGGAUCCACUGCUUUGAGGGGGUGACGGCUAUCAUCUUCUGUGUGGCUCUCAGCGCUUAUGACCUCGUCCUGGCGGAAGACGAGGAGAUGAACCGGAUGCAUGAAAGCAUGAAGCUCUUCGACAGCAUUUGCAACAACAAAUGGUUCACGGAGACGUCCAUCAUCCUCUUCCUCAAUAAGAAGGAUCUGUUUGAGGAGAAGAUCACCCAGAGUCCUCUCGCCAUCUGCUUCCCUGAAUACACAGGUGCUAACCAAUACGAUGAAGCCGCCAGCUACAUCCAGAGCAAGUUUGAGGACCUGAACAAGAGACGCGACACCAAGGAGAUCUACACGCACUUCACCUGUGCAACAGACACGAAAAACGUCCAGUUCGUGUUUGAUGCGGUGACGGAUGUGAUCAUCAAGAAUAACCUGAAGGACUGCGGCCUCUUCUAACCCCAGGGGCCGCUGGUGAUGUCGGCAGGAGAUGGGAGCAGAGUUUCGCCCUUCUUGAAAUUUUACAGUUUUUAUUCUGAGUGUCUCAUUUUGUAAUUAACCUUUCCUCUGCUGGAUGGAGUCGGGCGUGGGGAGCAGUAAUCUUAACCCCUUCACAGCUGGAGCCCUCCGCUCCCCUCUCUCUCGGCACAGCUGACAUAUUUUUUUUCCUAUCAUUUCCGGUUUUGCAGAUGUUUAAAGCACAACCUGUGUCCAGAGAGGCGAGGGCGCCGGGUGCAGAAUGUGGCGGGGGUUGGAUUUACCGCCGCCUCGGACACGGUCGUAGCGGUCAUCUUCACUCGCCGAGGCCGCAGGGCUUCGUGCGUGUAACGGUCUUACGGCAUUAACUCCAUUACGAGGAGCAGAACCGCGGAGUGCCUGUAGCUUUAACCCAUUCUUCUCCAGGGCUGCGUUAAACCUGCGCCUCUUCCCGGUCUGUGGCUCUUGAAUAUUUAGCUUCUUUCUGUAUUGUGAUCAUUUCAUUGCCAGGUGGGCACAAGAAGGGCAACAUCCAGUCAGCAGUGUCCCCUCCCCCGCUAGUUACUGCGAGCGCUGCCCUUCAUCAAUGGCGGUUUAACCUGUCUGCCGAAACUCACAUUCCUGUAAGAGGGUGUCAUAGAGAAGUGAGCCUAGCCUCUAGCUGUGGGGCCGCGGCGCUGUCCCCCUGCCUGGGGCCCCGGAGAUCAUUACCUGUAGCUUUCGUGCCUUCAGCCGUUCUGUGUGGUUAUUUUUUUUUUUUAUGUUUUAUCUUAAUAUUUGUAGCUCCGCAGAUAACCGGAGAAGAGCGUGGCCUCCAUCUUGAGGCGCCUCCGCAUCUUACGUUCUUUGCCGCCUUGUACUGAACUCCCACAAUCCUCUGCUCUUCUUCUCACAUUUCCAUAACUGAACCCCCACACCCGGGCCAAUGGCGUCUGUUUCUUUAUCGCUCAGGGUCACCACUGAAGAGGUUAAUCCAACAUGAGAACCUCCCCAAGCUUAAUUUAUUUUCCUGAGGUCAGGGGCCCCUGCGGCUCACAUGAUGGAGGUGCCGUGAUUGUAAAGAGAUGGCGAUAGAAACACGGACCAAAGCGGAUGAGGCGGCCAUUGUGUAGACGAGGGCAAUAUUCAUCCUGAUUAUCAGCUCAUUAGACACCAUUGACCUUGCUGAGGUAUGAGGCACCAAGUGCCUCUGGAGACGAUGUCCCACACAGUGGCUGCCUCCAUUGUCCCUUAGAUCGGGGGUAUGAUGUACAUUGCUUGUUCCCCGACGCUGCCCCCUCCCCCGUCUUUUAAUAGUCUUUUUUUUUUUUUUUUUCUCUCUCUGGAAUUGUUCACAAAGUUUUAAAUAAUAAAAUGUAGAAACUGAA
This is a messenger RNA of Bufo bufo (common toad), 2622 nucleotides long. It is a transcript of the gene GNAI2, whose product is annotated as G protein subunit alpha i2. Gene Ontology annotation, biological process: gamma-aminobutyric acid signaling pathway; adenylate cyclase-modulating G protein-coupled receptor signaling pathway. NCBI's taxonomy places the organism in Eukaryota, Metazoa, Chordata, Amphibia, Anura, Bufonidae. The record is from RefSeq and is a predicted model, not a curated record. The coding region runs from base 170 to 1237 and encodes 355 amino acids. Gene Ontology annotation, molecular function: GTP binding; G protein-coupled receptor binding; G-protein beta/gamma-subunit complex binding. Gene Ontology annotation, cellular component: heterotrimeric G-protein complex. The transcript is spliced from 9 exons.